CAAGCUGGCGGCGCUGGUGGGCGCCACCGACCCGCGGGUCACUGCGCUGUGCCUGCUGGACCCGGUGGAUAACACCGUGUAUGCGCCGCUGGCACCAGGCUUCCCCUCCGCGCUCGCCGCCCUGCGCACCCUGCCUCCCGAGCGCUCCCCUCCCCUAGCCCUGGUGGGAGGCGGGCUGGGCGGCGACUGCGCCCCCCGGCAAGCCAACUACCGCCGCUUCUUCUCGGCCUGCACGGGCGCCGCAUGGGAGGUGGGAAUCCAGGAGGCGGGGCACUUCCAGUUCCUGGACUCCCCUAACGGCCUGCAGCGCGCGCUGUGUCCCACCGGGUCGGCGGGGGAUGCGGCUGUGCGCGCGGUGGGGCAGGCGGUGAUGGUGGCUUGGGGUGAGGCGUUUGUACGGCACCGGGGUGUGGAUGUGUUUCAACUGCC
Messenger RNA from Astrephomene gubernaculifera, 429 nucleotides. NCBI's taxonomy places the organism in Eukaryota, Viridiplantae, Chlorophyta, Chlorophyceae, Chlamydomonadales, Astrephomenaceae. The record is from the annotation of a GenBank genome assembly.